This is a messenger RNA of Cuscuta campestris, 3280 nucleotides long. NCBI's taxonomy places the organism in Eukaryota, Viridiplantae, Streptophyta, Magnoliopsida, Solanales, Convolvulaceae. The record is from the annotation of a GenBank genome assembly.
GAAGGGGAAGAAACUGUCAGGUAAGGGUCAAGCUCCGGCACCAUCGAUAUGGUCAGGCGAGUGCUUUGAGGUGGCCGUGAAGAGACUGGCGAAGCUGAAGAAGGCGAUGAAAGAGGCUUCUUUCCAAGGGGGAGAAACUAUAUCCCAAUUCCCAAAUAAGGCUUCUUUCGAGCUACGGAACCAAGAUGAAUCCGCAAACAAGACCUAAGUGUAUUGGUUAUGUGAACGAAGUUCGCACAAGGCUGCCCUUUGGGCCGGUGCAGCAUAUCUCGAAUUGCACCCGGUUUAGACAAAUUUGAGGGCCCAAUAUUCUCUAUGAAGAAGUGAUAACCCAAUAUUCUAGAAGAACACUCCAGGCCCGAGCUGCCAUGCGCCCUUGCUACUGCUAAGUGAAGACGACUGCAAAACGGAGAGACUCAGGGACGGCCGGCCGGACCGAGGGAGGGAGGAGGCCAAACGAUUAAGGAUUCAUCGACACGGCGGCGAUUCUUAUUUCAGAUUUUCCCCAUUUCUGAGCCCGCUAUUCUCCAGGAAGAAAGGUAACAAAGAAGAUGUGGCAAAGUUUUGACUACGUUUUUCAUUUCCUCAAAUUAUGAUGCGCCAGCAGUUGAUAGUCUUCAGUCGUAAGGUGUUAUCAAAUUCUUCUGUUUUAACACAGAGAAAAUAUGCUGAAGUGGCGUACCCUUUGAACACGUUCAACUCUAUAAGCAACAAUGGGUUUAUUACAUAUAGAGAAUUUGUACACACCUCUACACGCAUUCGAAAGGAAUGGGAUCCGAAUGAUCCAGCUACCUUGAUGAAGGAGGAUGGGGUCUCAGUUUGUACCAAAAUGUGGAUUGAGAGUUUCCGUGAACCAGAAAAAACAGUGACUAAUCUCACUGAUUAUUUGAGGAGGUUUGAGCUGUGGGUUUUGGCGUACCAGAAAGUUUGCGCAGAUGACAUUGGAGCAUAUAUGCCCCGAAGCUCAAUAACUAGGUCAGCUCUUGAGGAUUUGUUGGGAUUGAGGAAUGCUGUUCUCGAUAAUAGGUUUAGGUGGGGGGCUAGGUUGGAAUUUUUUAUUAAAUCUCCUAGAGAUAAGACCGAGUACGAAUCAUUAUCGAAGAGAAAGAUCAAGGCUAUCCUUACUACCACACAGCCAUCCCCUUUUCAGGACAAAAUAGUUCAAGAGGUGCUGUUUCUGAUUUUGGAGCCAAUUUAUGAGGCCCGUUUUUCUGAAAAGUCAUUUGCAUUUAGACCGGGAAGGACUGCGCAUACUGUUCUGAGAGUGAUUCGAAGGAGUUUUGCAGGCUACCUGUGGUACAUGAAGGGUGACUUGAGUACAGUGUUAGAUGGAAUGAAGGCUGGACUAGUGAUUGGUGCUUUGAUGAGGGAUGUUAGGGACAGGAAAGUGAUUGAUUUAAUUAAGUCCGCUUUAACCACUCCAGUGAUCACUAGUAGGCCUGACGAUGGGGAGAAGAAGAAAAAGAAGAAGAGGAAGUACCAAAAGAAGAGAGUUCUAGCCGAGGAUGAACCAAAACCUGAUCCAUACUGGCUAGACACCUUCUUUGGGUUUGCACCGGAAGAAGCUGAAAAACUCCCUUCCUGGGGUCACUGUGGUAUAUUGAGUCCACUUUUGGCAAACAUUUGUCUUGACGAACUAGACCGAUGGAUGGAAGGCAAGGUGAAGGAAUUCUAUCGUCCUUCAAAGAGUGAUGUCAUUUGGAAUAGUCCAGAAGGGGAAGUUGAGCAGGGAAAUACUUCAUGGCCAGAAUUCGUUCCUACCAGCGGGCCAGAUAAGACUAGGAAAAUGGACUAUAUCCGUUUUGGUGGUCACAUUCUGAUUGGAGUGAGGGGUCCUAGGGCAGAUGCAGCUACUCUUAGAAAGCAGUUGAUUGAGUUCUGUGAUCAGAAAUAUAUGCUUAAGCUUGACAACGAGAGCCUUCCUAUCGAACACAUAACUAAAGGUAUUAUGUUUCUUGAUCACAUCUUGUGUCGUCGAGUUGUUUAUCCCACUCUACGGUAUACUGCCACAGGUGGCAAAAUAAUCAGUGAAAAAGGUGUGGGGACCCUUCUCUCCGUCACGGCUAGCCUGAAGCAGUGCAUUAAACAGUUUAGAAAACUCAGCUUCCUUAAGGGAGAUAGAGACCCGGACCCACAGCCAUGCUUUAGAAUGUUUCAUGCUACUCAAGCGCAUACAAAUGCGCAGAUGAACAAGUUGUUGGCUACAAUGGUUGAAUGGUAUAGAUAUGCCGACAAUAGAAAAAAGGUUGUCAACUUUUGCGCAUAUAUUAUAAGGGGUUCCCUUGCAAAGCUCUAUGCUGCAAAAUAUAAGCUUCGGUCACGAGCUAAGGUUUACAAAAUUGGUUCUAGAGAUCUUCGCCGUCCUCUAAAGGAGAAAAAGGGACAGUCUCCAGAAUAUCAACAUUUACUUAGAAUGGGUUUGGUGGAGUCAAUUGAUGGGUUAUUGUAUACCCGCAUGUCCCUUGUGCCAGAAACUGAUUACACCCCAUUUCCUGUUGGGUGGAGGCCUGAUCAUGAGAAGGCAUUGAUUGAGUAUAUAAUGCUUGAUGACUCAAGAGUGUUGGAUGAGCAGCGACGCUGCUUAAAAGAGCAAGGACUGAUUUCACCUCAGGACUACAUUUCAAUGCUUGUUUGGAACUACAAAAGAAAUGGUUUAGCUUUGGAUUUGCGGCCUUCAACAGUAAACACAGCGGCCAAGAAAGAUUUGAUGUUGGGUACUGGUGAUGUAAAUGAGUUUGGAAAAGAUGGAAGCAAUGAAGAUGAAGAUGUUAGUGCUGCACAAAUGGUCUGCUAGCCAGUCGGGCACUGUAUAACAUGCAAUCCGUUGUAACCCUUCGGAAUUCACAACAUCAAACUGCAGCAAGCAAGCUUCUAUAGGACAGGGCUUACUAAACGAUAUGCAUUAGGAGUUUUGCCCAUAGGAUUGAGUUUGUGUCUUGACAAACUCUUCAACAAAUCAUAUGGUUCAGAGAGAGUUAAGAUUGACAUGGUAAACUGGCUGCACAUGUUGGGAUAAUCAAAUGCAUUAUCAUCUUCUGGAAAAUAAAUAGAGCAUUACAUGGCCAUGGUAUUUGCUGCACGGAUGGGGGCCGUUUGGACGCAUUCGGGAUGCAUAACUGCAUAAGCUUCACAGGAAGUGAGCUUUAACUUAUUUCAACUCCUUGUCUAUACAAACACAGAGACCAUGGUAAUGCCUGGGGAGUUAUUGUGUGUUGUAACACUAAUGCCAGUCUUAUGUAGUGUGACGUGGAUUCCUGAUGAAACUGGCUCUCACUUAUAU